Molecule: messenger RNA, 1431 nt
Organism: Prunus dulcis (almond)
Lineage: Eukaryota; Viridiplantae; Streptophyta; Magnoliopsida; Rosales; Rosaceae
Product: adenylyl-sulfate kinase 3-like
Exons: 7
Coding region: 203-1075 (290 amino acids)
Biological process (GO): sulfate assimilation
Molecular function (GO): ATP binding; adenylylsulfate kinase activity
Source: RefSeq, a predicted model, not a curated record
UUUUUAUUAAUAACGAAGGAGCCAUCCCCGUUACCUGCCGACAACCCUGAACUCCCUCACCGCCACACACAACUUUCCAUUUUCCCACGUCUCCCUCCAAAUAUCCCAAAAUUAUUUGUAAAUAUUCAGUAUAUAUAUUUCUGAAUUCUUCCAAACCAAUUUCCCUUUUCGUUUAAUUUGAAAAUUUAGGGGAGUGGAUUUUAUGAUUUUACGAGAUAUGCAAGCCAACCCACUGCAAUGGAAGGCCUCGCCGGGACUCGGUGUCGGGCUUGAAACGACGUCUUCGCCGCCGUUACUGUCGUUUUCGCAGCUGCCGUUGGGGAACUUGUCCGGUGGCACUUCUGUAAAUAGCUUGAAAACCAGGGGUUUGUUUCUAGUGAAGGCUAUGGAGGGCUCCAGGACGGCGAGCUUGAAUGGGCACGCUGGGAAUGCAGAUAAAAAUGCGAGCUUGCUGUCUUCGGUUGGAAAUUCAACCAACAUUCAGUGGCAUGAGUGUUCAUUGAACAAAAAUGACAGGCAAAAGUUACUUAAACAAAAAGGGUGCGUGAUAUGGAUCACUGGUCUCAGCGGCUCAGGGAAGAGCACUGUGGCUUGUGCUUUGGGUGGGAGUUUGUACCGCAGGGGAAAGCUGUCAUACGUUCUUGAUGGGGACAAUGUCAGGCAUGGCUUGAACCGUGACCUUAGUUUUAAAGCAGAAGAUCGUGCAGAGAACAUUCGGAGGAUUGGGGAGGUGGCGAAAUUGUUUGCAGAUGCUGGAGUUAUCUGUAUUGCUAGCCUGAUUUCUCCUUACAGAAGGGAUCGCGAUGCCUGUCGUGCAAUGCUACCUGCUGGAGAUUUUAUUGAGGUCUUCAUGGACGUUCCACUCCAAGUUUGUGAGGCUAGAGACUCGAAGGGCCUAUAUAAGCUUGCACGUGCAGGCAAUAUCAAAGGUUUUACUGGGAUUGAUGAUCCAUAUGAGCCACCAUUAAAUUGUGAGAUAGUAUUAACACAUGAAGGAGGAGUGUGUGCUUCCCCAUGUGAGAUGGCCGAAGAAGUGAUUUCUUACUUGGAAGAUAAGGGGUUCCUCGAGGCAUAGGAGGUCGGAACCCUUGCCGGAACCAUCAAAACUUUGAGCUAUACCACAAAUGCAGUGCAGAUAGCUUUUGGUGCCCGAAGUGGAUACUAUGCAUGCUUUACCAGAUAAGAGACAACAGAUGCAAAAAUCACCUGCUCUGAUAACAAGCUGUGAUUUUACCUUGUCCAACAGGAGAGAACUGACGCAAUAUUCACCUACUGAAAAGCAUUAGUUAAUUGAUUGAUUAAUUUAUGCCACAUAUUUCUAUUUCGUCUUCAUUCUUCUUCUUCUAGCAAGUAGCUCUGUACUUAUUUGAUGUUGUUUUGAACUGUGCUCUCAUUGUAAAUAGAGAAGUGGAGAAUUGGUAGGUCAGAUUC